AAAGACGGGGCGACCUCUGCACACGAGCCGAGAGGCACGGCCUCCCGCGCUCCGUCUCCUCCGUGCCAGCAUGAGGGCCGGCUUCGUGCCCUGGGCGGCGGCUCUGCUCCUGCUGCCACCUGUGACGGCGGCCUCUUCAGGGGACGCGGGGCCCGAAGGAGCGCUGCAGCUUCAGAUCAUCAACUUUAAUUUUGAGGCUGUGCAGGUUACCUGGAAUGCAAGCAAACAACACUCCGGGACAAAUCUGACUUUCGUCUACAAACGAAGCAGCGACGGGACCCGCAGCCGGUGCUCCCGCUACAUUGUUCGGCGAGGCCGCACGGCUGGCUGCCUCCUGGAGGCCAACAAGGAUGAAAUUCUGUGCUUUUCCAUUGCGAACGGAGCCGAUGUCCUUCUCAGAAAGUGUGAAUGGCUCAGCGCUUACCUGAAACCCAGCUCCCCGAAAGACUUGAACUUCUGGUGGCGCCGAGAAGCCGUGACUGUCACCUGUUCUGACCUGCCCUACAAACGCCUCCUCUAUGAGAUCCAAUACAAGAGCGUAUUCGACACUGAGUGGCAGUCCAAGGAGGGAGAAACCUGCAACGUUACGAUGGAAGGCUUGGACUCUGAGAAAUGUUACUUCUUCCGGGCGAGAGUGAAAACCAUGGAGUCCAGCUACGGCUCUGACACAUACCCCAGUGACUGGUCAGAGGUGACGCACCAGCAGAGGGGGGAGCUGAGAGAUUCGUGCCCGGAGAAAAAGCUUUUCCCCAAAUUCAUCUUAAUUUGUGGCCUGGUGGCCUUGCUGACCGUGGCCCUUCUCCUCCUGUCUUUAUGGAAAGUACGCAGACUCCAGAAGUUCCUCAUGCCCAGCGUGCCAGAUCCCAAACUCACCUUCCCUGGGCUCUUUGAAUACCAUCAGGGUAACUUCCAGGAGUGGAUCAAGGACACCCAGAACGUGGCCCACGUGCACAAGAUGGAGGGCGCGGAGCAAGAGUGUGGCCCGGAAGACGCCCUUGUCAUCCAAGUACAGAAGGCGGAGGCCGAGGCGCCCAUCAUGAAGACCGGCCUGUCGUGCCCACCGACGGAGGAGGAAGAGGCCUCGGGGGACCCCAGCCAGCUCCCGGGCCAGCCCCCACACGGGAGCGAGGUGGUCUCUCUUGAGGGCUUUACCUUUGUGAUAGGUGACAACUCAUAUAUGCUGUUAUGAGGGGGUGCAAACUCAAAAGCGAGCAUUGGGGUCUAGCUGACAUUAUAGGAUCGAGGGGGAGCGUCUCAGGGACUCAAUACGACCGCAAAGGGAACACCAAUGACACCUGUGGGUGGGGGUCACUGAAGACCCUAAGUGCCCCGCCGGGACUGUCCGUGUGUCACAUGUCAUCCCGCGGACGCCGCUGGGCCAGGGCUUGUGGGCAGAUGCGCUGUGGAAGGGACACCGUCAGUCGGAGCGUUUCUGGUUUUCAGCUCACAUGUGCGUGUGGCUGACUCCUCCCCGUGAGUCGUGAAGGAGGUUGGCCAGUGUCCCCGGAAAUCAUCUUCCUCUGCGCACAUCGCCCGGUGGCCGCCCGGACACUUGUGUUGUGAGCGCUCCGGCAGCCCUCUCGUGACGUACGCGGCUCACAUACCCAGCAAGGAGCACUCUCCGCCCCGUGGGGAGGAAAGGAAUCCUGCUUUAUAGAUGCCCACGGCCACGGAGCUCCCGCUCUCGGACGGGAAAACACCCACUUUUCAGCGACCGGAGCGUUUCCUUCAGGUGUCCACACUCACGGUGUCCACACUCACGGAAUUUACACCAGAGAUGGUGGGGCUCCGACUGCCGUAUGCGGUCACCGAAAUCGUCUUUCCGUGAGCACGUAUCACGGCCUCCUUGCGUCCAUGGAAAUAAAGCAAGAAAAGGAAGACUCGGAAUGAGAGCUUUACUGAGUCUUCCGUAUGUUCGUGUAGACGGUGGAGAACACCACCAGUUUUCCCGCCGGGCUCUUCAAGUACGGAGAUUAUCGAGAUCUGGGUUCUUUGGGCGGGUGCUGGGUGUAGCUCGUCUGUCUCUGGUCUCCGCCUGUUGCAGUAAACAAGUUUGGAGUC
Molecule: messenger RNA, 2061 nt
Organism: Hyaena hyaena (striped hyena)
Lineage: Eukaryota; Metazoa; Chordata; Mammalia; Carnivora; Hyaenidae
Gene: CRLF2
Product: cytokine receptor like factor 2
Exons: 8
Coding region: 71-1189 (372 amino acids)
Biological process (GO): cytokine-mediated signaling pathway
Cellular component (GO): external side of plasma membrane
Molecular function (GO): cytokine receptor activity; protein binding
Source: RefSeq, a predicted model, not a curated record